Messenger RNA from Aedes aegypti (yellow fever mosquito), 11143 nucleotides. RefSeq names its product protein still life, isoforms C/SIF type 2. The coding region runs from base 2398 to 8196 and encodes 1932 amino acids. The record is from RefSeq and is a predicted model, not a curated record. The transcript is spliced from 19 exons. Lineage: Eukaryota; Metazoa; Arthropoda; Insecta; Diptera; Culicidae. Gene Ontology annotation, molecular function: guanyl-nucleotide exchange factor activity; protein binding. Gene Ontology annotation, biological process: activation of GTPase activity; positive regulation of axonogenesis; small GTPase-mediated signal transduction. Gene Ontology annotation, cellular component: synapse; membrane.
GAGUGGCAAAAUUUUCCUCCGAAUAUGGGCGUCAUGUCAUCUCGUCAUGUAUUCGUCGCUGUUCACGGGCGCUUUCUCCAAAAAUCAUCUACUUUUUCCCGAAAGUUUUAGUUUAAUAGUGAUCCUUGUGCAGUAACUAUUGUGUGUGGUCAUCGGACGUCUCGGGGCGUGUUUGAAGAAGUGCUUCGGGGGCUGUGCAGAGAAGUUAAAAAAAGAAGCUAAUUCCCAAUCAGUGGAAGCAUACUGCUACUGGAUAUGGAUAGUGCGCUGGAAUAGCCUACUGGCAGCGCCCCCGGGGAAGUGUGUGCGGUUAAGGAAUCGGUCGCGAGCCUUUUUGUAUUACGGGCUGCAAGAAGCGCCAAGUUCGGUACGGUCGUCGCGAACGUCAUCACUCUUCGUUGGGGGAAACCAGCGGAAAGAACCAAUUGACCCUGGUGUUGAUUUUUUUUAUUUUUCGUGUGCCCCGUGUUGUUGAACGUGUGGAUUUUUCGUUUUUGAUUUUGACAACGUGAAAGGAAGAAGGGAAGAACUGAACCAGGCGAGCUUGUGCGAGGUGCUUCAAAGUUCAUACACAAAUCUACAUUAUAGAGGACCCCAAAAGUAAAACUAGCAAGACACGUAAAUCUAUGUAUAGCAAAACAUACACUCAGUCACUGCCUGGCGCCUAGCGAAGGAUAAUACUCUACUUAUAUAGCAAACAACACAGUCAGUGUGACGAAAGCAGUCGACGACGACGAAAAAAAUACGUACACAAAGGAUCUGAAGCGCCUAGAUUCCCAAACCGACCAAGGGGAACGAGGUACGAGGAACGAACUAUUUUCGCCGUCCUGCCCGUAAACGAAAACAAGCUGUUUGCCAGCAGCAGUAGCAGUAUAGCAUGGCCAAGGGAGCUUUUAUGUAAUUGUUGAAAACACCAAUUUUCUCCUGCUGUGGUGCAGUGCAAGAAAGACCCAGCAUUCCAGGACCACAUUUUCGAGAGCGUAGUAUUCGGAUCGAAAUCUGCUGACACCCCACGAGUAGAAAAUCGGGAAUAUUUGCGGAUAUCUAUGCUGUCCUGCCACAUGAAUCUCAUCCAUGCAAAGUUGAAGUGAGCAAGGAAAGACGUGAAGUGCAACAGCGAAUCUGAAGAAGAGUAAAUAAGAAGCCAAAAAAUACGGCGAAGUGAAAAAGUGGUUCAGGAUUCAGAAGAUGACGCUGAUGGCAGUGAUAGAACCAAUCGAGCAGCGGUGAUUACGAUGAUCCAGAUGACGACAAUGACGAUAGAAAAACGUGCAAAACUAAGGCCUGCAACGAGUGUAACGAAUGUGUGCAAAUAUUUGUGUGAUUCACCAAUGUAGAUGAGAAAAGAUAAUUGUUAAAGUAAAUAUAAAAAAAUCAGUGUAUGUCCAGGUUUGAAUUCCUUUGGAUCUUAGUUUGUUCCGGGAAAGAAAGGGUCUAGUUCGAUGAAUUGAGAUGCUAGCUAAGUCUCAGCAAUCAGAAAGAUAGAAGAUAAGUUUGACAAAGUGACAAAGUCAAGUAUAAUAUAAAUUAUUAUCAAAAAUUAAAAAAAAAUAUCACGAAAAGUGUGUGAUGAGCCGUGAAAAAGGGUGGCAUGAAUAGCUGGCAAGUGAUAUUACACAAUACUAAUCCGAUACUUCGCGAUAGGCCUAGUGAUAACUCGGAGCGUUCGUCGGUGGGUUCUAACAGCCUUCUCAGUGUUUGUGGUGCUAGUGAUUACAUAAAUAACAGUUGCUUGGAGAAGAAACUCCGCCGAAGACACCAUCGAGGACGUCGACGACUACGACUGGUCAACGGUAGGACAACGCUCAUCCUGAACCAGUUACCCGCGGCGUCCCCCAACAGUCAUCGCUCAUUCUGGCAGCGUUACAGAAAUCUCAGAGCCAGCAAAAAUCACAUCCGGAGCAGGAUAAGUCGUGUAACGGAAGUGCCUACAAGCCAGCAAGCGCCGGCAACGGAUCUGCAGCCCUCGUUGAAGUCAGCGAAGGAGGCAGCCACAGCAGCGAGAACAAAAAUACUCUACUACUACACUGCUGCUGUGUGAUCGUACAAAUUACCCCAGUAGCCCCCGGGCGCAGCCACGUGACGACGACGGCUUCGUCCGCCAAAAAGCCCAGCUCAGGCGGUGACGAUGGCGGAAGUGGAGGGUUAGCCACUGGUGCUAGUGGUCGCACUCCUGUCUGUCGCUGUAACACACAAUACAAACUAUCGGAUCUGAAAGCUCUGCAACAGCUACAACUACAGCAACAACAACAGCAGCAGCAACAACAACAACAGCAACAACAGGGUGCUAGCGCUAACACCAAUGUCUCCUCCUCUACUACCGCUGUCAGUGGAACAACCCCCGGUAGCACUACAGCUGCCGGAGGACACCAUCAUCACCACCCGUCAACCACAGCCAUGCCGCAGCACUCUCAUGUCGGCAGUGCCGCGCAGAAACAGAGCCAAGAGUUAACGAACGAAGAACUGAUCAAGUAUCUUCAACAAAUAAACGCCGACAUCAAAUGGAUCGAGCAGCUAAAACAAUACAAAUACGAAAUCGAGAAACUUUCCCAUACUGAUAAGACUGAUGCCCGCAACAUCAAACAGCAACAACAACAACAACAACAGCAACAACAAUUACUCUUCAAUGGUCACAUCGUUGGCCCUCCUUCAAAACCCAAACCGGAUUUUUCUGCUCCCCCCUCAGUGCCGCACCAACAGACCGGGGCAAUAUCCAAGAGUGAAUGUUUCGAUCGAAGUCUCAAACAACGCCACUCGUCCCGGUCGGUCGACGAACGCACUGCUCGUCGAGACGACGAAGACUUCGCUAAAGAAACCAGUCACCAACGGCACUCCUCCGGGCCCAGCGAUCUUCAACUUCUCAAAACUGACAUUUCCGAAUGGCUUCUCAACUUACCCCUCAAAAGGAGUGUCGAAUUCCUCCAGAAAGCUAAAUCCGCUCAACAAAAGUUCGAGAAAGAACAAAAAGAGCAGGCAGCUCAUCAGUUCUCGAAGAAACCACUCCAAAGGCAAUCUUCCGGAGGUACAUCGGAACGUACCAUCCAUCGGCAGCAUUCUGCAGGGGCCGGAGAAAUCUCCCUCAGUCGAAACGACAUUCUCGAAUGGCUUAAGAAGCAACAGAUUUUCAGUAAAGUUAACGAGGAGACCGGUGCUCCGAAGAAGUUCAAAGAAAAAGAAGAAAUACCUCUGCAGCACUUUGAUCCACCGAAGACCACGCAGCAGAAACCAAGCGGCGCCAAGCUGCAGAAACGGCACUCACUGGGGCCUAACGAAGAGUUCUUCCACAAAAGUACCACCGAUUGGAUUCAAUAUCCACUGAAGCAGCUCAAGAAGCAUACAAUAGACGCAGCGCCACAAAGUAGUUGUACGGACAUUCGCCGCAAGGAUCGAGAACGCAGUGAACAUUCGCAUCACCGAGAGCGGAAACUACGGCACUCUGCUAGCGAAGUUGUAUCAUCCUCGCAUCUCGAUCGUCCUCCGACUCGCGUCGCUCCCCAAAAACCAGAACGAACCUUCCGUUACCAAUUGAAAGAUCGUAGCGAACCGCACUCCCAAUUCAUUUCCUCCCAGCAAUACCCAAUCCAACAACCAUCAACCUCUUCCACCACUCCGGCUGCCUCCGCUCCCAAACAUUCACGUCGCGAACGCACUCGACGUAACAAGACCCAGCGUUCUGCCACUGUCAGCGACAUCAACCACAUCAACAAGCAUCCCUCCCAACAACAUCCCCCCUACCCAGCUUCAAGAUCUACCGAACGCAGCCAAUCCCCGGCCAAAUGUACCGACCCCUUCUGUUCGGCACAGUCCCUCUGCAACGAUCCCAACUGCUACAUGUACGACUACUACGACACCCCUCGCUGCGCUUCACUCCCGCGAGUCAAAAGCACUACUCCUCCUGGCACUUCCAAGUGCGGUCCCCUUUGCUACGAAUGCAACAACAAGUGCAACUCCUUGCCACGUUGCACCGAUGCCCGCUGUACGGCCUUCGCUGGACCAGCCCAUUCAGCGUCCACGCAAAAGAUCAAAAGCAAUUCACUGCCACGAAAUGCCGAAAUGGCGCAGAAGCGUUUGUCUCGGGAGGAGUCACGCAGCUCACUGCCACGCUCACGGCCCAAAAAGCGAUCCUCCUCGUGCGGGAACGGCAAGCUCAUCAAGUCCGUAUCGGCCGCAUCACUCAACUCCCGGAGGCGCCGCAACAGAUCGGUCCACUUCAGUGAAACCAUGUUGCGGGAGGUUUGUCAGAAUCGGAAGCUGAUUCAACCGCUACAGCAGCCUCCAUCGGGAGCGGCUCCACUGCAGCCGAACAUACAGAUGCUGUACAACUUUGUCGAGGGGGUUCUGAGUGCCUGGGUGGACGAUGAGGAUGAACACAACAAAUCCGGACCGGACUCCGAACCGGAACGGGGAGCGGUGAUGAAACCGAUGCAUCGCUGCAAUCGGAUACGGUUCCAAACAAUUAAACGGGUGGUGAACGAAGCGGCCGAGCUGAAGGGAUCUUCUAAGUUGGGGAAUUCGCGGUACCGGCAUCGUCACUGGCGCGGAACGGCCAAGGAUUGCAACGAGCGGUUCCUGCGGAAGAUUUCCGACGAUGAUCGUAUGAGCUUGACGACGGCCGUGUCAGAUGAGGACGACGGGGAAAGUGUGAUGGCUUCACCGUACAAAGCGAAAGCCACUGGCACCGCCGCAGCAUCCUUCAACUGUACCGGAGCGGUUCGGAAAGCGGGAUUUCUUUCGGUCAAGAAAUGGCUCCUGCGCAAGAAGCACCAGAUCGAGCUGGCCCGCAAGCGCGGCUGGAAGGGCUACUGGGUCUGUCUGAAAGGUACCACCCUGUUGUUCUAUCCGUGCGAUUCGCGCGAAGGCCGCUCGGUCGAGGCUGCCCCAAAGCAUCUGAUCAUCGUGGACGGUGCCAUCAUGCAGCCGAUACCGGAGCAUCCGAAGCGGGACUACAUCUUCUGUCUGAGCACGGCAUUCGGCGAUGCGUACCUCUUCCAGGCGCCCUGCCAGGUCGAGCUGGAGAACUGGGUCAACAGUAUACAUAGUGCCUGUGCUGCAGCGUUUGCAAGACAUCGUGGUAAGACUGGUACGUUACACCUUCUGCAGGAGGAGAUUUUCCGUUUAGAAAAAGCAAUAGAAUCGGACCACAAACUGAAACACAUGGCCGAUUUGCAGCAGAGCGUAGUCACCGAUACGGACACGCGUCACCAAAUUCAGCAGCAGAUUCUUCAGUGGGAGGAGAACCUCGAGCGAUUGCACUGCGAGCAGUUCCGUCUGCGAUGCUACAUGGCAUCUCUACAGAACGGAGAGCUUCCGAAUCCUAAGUCUCUCCUAACGCACGUAUCGCGUCCCACUAAGAAUACGCUGAACAAGUUGGGCGUCUUCACGGUGUCCUCGUUCCAUGCGUUCAUCUGCGCUCGGUCACCGUCACUGUUGAACAAUCUGCUCGCGGGACGUGGAGCCACCAAGCGACGUCCGCCGAUCUUGUCGCGUUCGAAUAGUGGCUCCAGUCGCCGUUCGAUGCAGAUGAACACCCGUGACGAGCCUGAGAAAUCCUACAAGGUGGCCCUGCCGGAGAACACGUUCGCUACUGUGUACUUACGCGAGGGUAUGUCGGUGGAGGAAUUUCUGGCCAGUGCCUGUCAGCGCAAGAAUCUCAACCCGAUGGAGCACUUUGUGCGAGUCAAGAAGCGUCGCGAAAUGGAAGACCACAACUACUUUGUUCCUCAUCGAAAUGAUCUGAUCGAAACAUAUCUACAUACUCACGAAAUGGUUGAAGUUUGCGCAAAGAUUUUGUACCAAGUAGAACUACAACGAACCACACUGGAGCAAAUGUGGGGCUUCUCGGUCGAAGCCGAACUAAUCGAGAAUGCCGAUCGCCAGGAUGAACUCUGCUGCUAUGUUAGUCGUGUCGAGGACAAGAGCUUAGCUAUGCAGAACGGAGUCAUCAAGGGCGACGAAAUAAUUGUGAUAAAUGGCGCGAUCGUUUCGGAUCUGGACAUGAUGUACUUGGAAAGUGUGCUCCAGGAAGAACAAGCCUUAUGCAUGAUGAUGAGAUCAUCAAGGACAGAACCACCGGAUCUUGUUGGAAUUAUGCGCUCAACUGAUGAUAUUAUCGAGUCUUUAGUGUGUCCUCCACCGCCGUCAGAUCCUCCGGUCAUUAGCGAGGAAAUGAUCUCCGGACUUAUCGUUCCUGCCCCUAAUUGGCGACGUUCGUGUAUUUCAGGUAAAGAAGUCUACUCGCCUGAGGUCGAGAGUUCUCCAGCUCCGUCUGCCAACGAUCCGCACAUGGACCGCUCGAAGCAAUCAUCCCGUACCAACAGUUUCGAGAUCGAAAAUCUGCUCAAAUCGGCCGAACAGGUUACCGGCUUCUGUCGUUCCCCGCAGGAAACCCGCAAAUCCAGCCCCACCGGCUCGGUGGCCUCGUCGGUAUCAAAUGCCAUGCUCACCCCUUCCCGUCAACUAACCGACGCCGAGAAGCUUCGUAAGGUUAUACUCGAGUUGGUCGACACGGAAAAGACCUAUGUUAAGCACUUGAACAACCUGCUCGAGUAUUACUUGGAGCCUCUGAAGCGUGAAACUUUCCUAUCUAACGCCGAAAUCACCGCUCUGUUUGGAAACAUUCAGGAAAUCGUUACAUUCCAACGUCAGUUCUUGAGCAACUUGGAGGAAGCGCUUGAUCUAGAGCCCGAUUUUCAUCAGCUGGAGCAUCCUAGUCAAUUUAAGAAUGUCCUGUUUGCUAUCGGUUCAGCAUUCCUGUACUACGUCAACCAUUUCAAGCUCUAUUCUUCCUUCUGCGCUAGUCACAGCAAAGCGCAGAAGGUUCUACAUCCAAAUGAGGGAAACCAAGCUCUACAGGAAUUCUUAGUCGCUCGCAAUCCGAAACAACAGCACAGCAGUACCCUUGAGUCCUUCCUGAUCAAACCCAUCCAGCGUAUCCUCAAGUAUCCCCUAUUGCUUCAACAGCUCCGAAACUUGACCGACCCCAACGCAGCUGAACACCUGCACCUGGUCGAAGCGCUCAAGGGCAUGGAAAAGGUCGCCGAGCACAUCAACGAAAUGCAACGAAUCCACGAAGAGUACGGCGCCAUCUUCGACCACCUGUUCCGCCAGCACCAGAAGUCCUGCAAACAACCGAUCGAUCUUAGUCCGGGUGACCUCCUGUACUACGGUGGCGUCGAGUGGUUGAACAUCUCCGACUUCCUGGGCAAAAUCAAGAAGGGUCUCGAGCUGCACGCCAUGUGCUUCGUCUUCAAAUCGGCCGUCGUGUUUCUGUGCAAGGAACGAUUGCGUCAGAAGAAAAAGCUCAUGGGAGUUUCCAGCAAAAAUGCCACCAACGAAGUGGAGAUCAUUCGCUACCAGGUGCUGAUUCCGGUAACUGAAGUGCAGGUUCGUGCUUCGUCCGCAAAGGACAUGGAUUCACACUUCCUCUGGGAGCUGAUUCACCUCAGAUCGCAACUACAACGAAGAUCGGAAAAAGUCUACGUGCUUUCCAAUAGUACUGGCGAUUUCCGCAAUGCAUUCCUUAAAACCAUCCGGCAGAUCAUCCGGGAAAGUGUCCGCAACAUGUCGAUUCCUUCGCUCAAGAGUAUGGGCGGCAGCAUGAACUCGAUGACUGGCGUUGGUAGCUCUUCCGGCAACUCGCAGACUUUAGAGCGACCCAAGCAACAGCCCCAGAUAAUGCAGGGAUCACAAACGCUGGGUAAACCAAAGAAGUCGAAGAUCAAUCAACGUCACUCGUCUGGAAAUAUCGAUUACGACAACACCACGUCCGGCAGUCAGGAGGCUGAUGAUCCACCGGUUCCCCAAUACAGUGGACAGUUCCGCAUGCGUAGCAAGACCGUCGGCGAUGUUGGAGAACAAGUAGCCGCAUGCAGACGUAACAUGAGUGAGCGGGAACCGGAAAAGGCAGAUCCCGGCACCAAAUCGGAAGGUGAAGACGAUUCGCAGCAAGGUUCAGUCAAACCGAAAUCGUCACUUGGUAAAACUCCGAAUCAUCUAACGCUGAGCACCACAUCAACCUUGUCCGUUAGCAGUACCGGCAGCCAGGCCCGUCUGAUCCAGUCGUCUCACCCACCGGCCACAUACCACCCGGUAUUGAUGAAGGACCUAGGAUCCCCGGUGUGGAAGCCUAGAGACAUGAUUAGUUUAUGUGAUGCCCAGUCGACUUCGACCGCACGUAAAGAUGAUUCAAACAAGUAGACAUGCGCGCCAUAUUAAGGGUGCAAACAAACGGCAAAUGUAUGUAAACAAUUGAAAAACAAAAAAAAAGCACACUUGCAAACACGCAGUAGGCAGAGGAAGGGUAUCGGGUUUUUUGGUGUGGUUGCCAGGUGACCAUGGGGGCUGUUAAAUCAAGGCCGAAAAAAAUAAUGAGCUGAAAGAUUCUUGGUCACCAAAAUACAGUUGAAUCGGGUCUUUUGUCUGACUGCUGCCAAAUUUGUCGGAACAAUGGGAAUGCCACUUGCUACGAAAGCGGAUACAUCUGCCCGUUUGGAGACAGGGAAACUGUUUCAUACAUUUUAUUCACUCUCAUCCCCGUGUUGUUUCCCCAGUAUUUUGAAGAAUAGGCACGGUGCACUUCGAGUGGACGUGGAAGCCAAUUGUUUAUUGUUAAAGGAAAUUUUUCGCAUCAUAUGACUGAGCGAGAGAGAAGCCAAAAAGUAGCGUGGAAAGUUUCAGAUUCUAGCAACAAAAAUAAAACAAAUUAAGCAAAUUCUAUGGAUGAUAUUAGUAAAACAAAAGUGAAUUUUUAUGAGAGCAGAGCAAAACAUAGUGAUAGUUUCUAAUUACAAGAUGUAGUUAAGGAUAAACAAGUUUAUUAUUAUUAAUAUUAUAAUUAUUAUUAUUAUAAAAGAGAAACGAUGAAAGAUAAUAAUAAUCACAAAGACACACUUACACAAUGACAGAAUCGUAGCAAGAUGAUCAGUAAACAUGAAUGUCAGUUGAAACGCGCAUCGUCGAGCGGAAUAUUUAAUGCGACACUGUUUAUUUUACUUUGAAUUUCUGAUACUUUUUAAACAUUCAGAAAAGUAAAAAAAGAAGUAAUUGCAGCUAUAUUAGCAGUAACUGAACUUUUACCGCUAAUGUUAAGAUUGACGGCAUGUGUAACCAUAUGAUUGUGACUUCCUAUUCUUUUGAUUUCUACAGUCUUAAAAAUCGUUAAAAUUGAUGCAGUAACAAAUAAACCAACUUAAACCUAAAUGAAAGGGAAUUGAAUUUUAUACAUUGUGAAUCCGACUGGAUGCGUAAGAGCCCAUGUUGAAUGAAUCCAGAAUUUUGAGUCAGAUGAAGAUAAAAACAAUUUUUUGUGUUGCCACCCUUGUCAAAUGAGGAAAGCAGAAAAUUCGAUAAUCAUUAUCAAUUAAACUAGUUAAUUAAAGGUUCUCCAAAUUGGUUCAAGAAUUUUUCUAUAAACCUAGUGAUUUUAGAAACAAUUGAGAUUAAACAGUAAGAGUACACGGAAAACACGUAUACCUUUACCAAACGAGAAUUAGAGUUCCCCUGACAAAAAUUUCAAAAUUUUAUUUGAAAUUUUUAAUCGCUAAUCGUACAUCUAUAUACUGAAGAAAACGUACUACUUUCCAAUCACAGCAGGCCACGGGUGUAAGCACACGGCUCAACAAUGAAAGAAAAAAUAAGUAAAGGUAAACGCAAAAUAAAACACUUAAAAAUAAAAUUUAGGAAGAAAUGUCUUGCAAUCCGCAGAAGAAAAAUCAUCAAACUAUAGUUAAUAUACGUAUAUUUCCUUUUACAUAAAAAAGUAAACUAAAACAAGUAACAAAAACAGACAACUGCACGCGUUCUUUCCCUCACAGAAGUAUUUAUAGAAAUAUACAUACAAACCAACUUGAAACAUUAUUAAACAAUUUAAUAAGAAAAUUGGAUGAAAAACCGAGAAAAAUAAUUGAUGAAAUUUCACAUAAACCAUGUUUUAAGAACCAAAAUAGGCACAUCUUUCAAGCGGCUAAAACGUUCGAUAAUUGUUUUCGAACAUAGAAAAGGUUCACCACAGUUACUUUCGGUUAUCUCAUCACAUGUCGAAUUAAAAAAAAAUCAAAGUUUUCAUGGUUUACAUAGUUUAGGUUGCUUUGGUCCUCAUUCAAUAAUCUCUCCAAAAAGUACCAUGUUCUAGACACAAACACACUUAUGCAAGACAUACACCCCCCGCAACCGAACCAUCUCUAGACACUUCACUUCUUCACGUUCGAAAACAAAGUAAGAACGCAAUCCAGGAUUGCGGAUAGGAAUAAUCAAAUGAUCGAACGUACUUUCUUACAAAAAAAAUCGAAGGAAAAGGCAAAUAACCGCGGAAAAAAAUUGUUACUCAAUCAAUAAUCUAUGGUUAUCAAACACAGCAAAAAUAUAAAACAAAAAUAACUUAAUUAAUUCAGUGGUUCUUUAUAUGAGGAAGACACAUUCAGAAAAGAAACAAGGAAAAGAUCUUCAAUAAGUCACCAAAAUCUUUCGUUUCGUGAAUAAAUAAAAAGUAAGACGUACAUAAUAAACACUAAAACAAUUACACUCGAAUAAAAAAAUAUCCGACACAACAGCAAAAAAACUAGACACGUAUAGCCACACACUACUCAAAAGUAGACAAGAAAAAUUAUCAAUCGAUGAGACAACACUUUUCCUUGAUUUUAUGUUGCUACACACACUCACACACACUUAUCUCUAAGAAUAAUACUCCUACCCUUUCACACACCCAGCUACACCAACACAAACACACACACUCACACAGACACCUAUAGGAGCUAACCCUUAUGCAAAACGAAAGAUUAGAAAACAAAUGAGAGAAACACUAAAUUGUGCCAAUUAAGAAAUCCAAACUGCAGAGGAACGACAUUCAAACAACAAUGCAUUGAUUGCUGUUAACGAAACUGAUUGUGAAAUGGUAAAUGAUAAUGCUGAUAAAGAUUAAAGAAAAAGCAAAAAAAGGACUACGGCUGAUGGAAUGCAUUGGAAGCGAACAUGAACAUCUGAGAAAAAAAAUGAUUAUGGCGAUGAUAAAAUGAUGCAGUGAAAAAUGAUAACGAUAAUGAUGAUGAUAAUGAUGCGGACGAGCAAAACUGAUUCUUGUUUAUUUGUUUUGUAACUUUUUGAGAUGUCUAAGUAUUCAAUAAAUAAAAUAAUUAUACACAAACACUAA